Molecule: messenger RNA, 2010 nt
Organism: Talaromyces proteolyticus
Lineage: Eukaryota; Fungi; Ascomycota; Eurotiomycetes; Eurotiales; Trichocomaceae
Product: putative DEAD/DEAH box helicase
Exons: 2
Coding region: 1-2010 (669 amino acids)
Molecular function (GO): hydrolase activity; DNA binding; ATP binding
Source: RefSeq, a predicted model, not a curated record
AUGGAGCCUCUUUUGCGACAAUGGGGAGCCUGCAUAGUCUCAGGGCUGUACAGGAGACCCGUUUUAUUUCAUCACAUUUGCAAAAAGCCGUUGCUGUGUCCUAGAUUUUGUCGGUUUGCCUCUACCAACCUAUCCGCCAACGCCACUAUCAAUCUACAGGGGGACAACCCGCCUAGCAGCAUACAACUUCGUGACUACCAGGAGGAAUCUAUCCAAGCAGUAUUAGGUCAUAUCGACAAAGGCUACAACCGUCUGGGCUUAUCUCUGGCUACUGGCUCGGGUAAAACGAUUGUAUUUACGCAACUCAUCGGUCGCAUUCCACCUCGAAAUGGCACUGCAGACCAGUGUCUUAUCAUUGCUCAUCGCAAAGAGCUUGUUGAACAGGCGGCCCACCACUGCCGACUGGCAUACCCUGAUAAGACCGUGGAGAUCGAAAUGGGCCCAACAAAAGCGUCUGGAGCUGCAGAUAUAACCAUCGCCUCGAUAAGAAGCCUAGCAUCGAAUAAUCGAAUUGAAAAAUUUGAUCCUGAUCGAUUCAAACUUGUUCUGGUCGACGAAGCACACCACAUCGUCGCUUCUCAAUAUCGCGAGGUGCUCGAUUACUUUGGUUUAAAUGAGGCCUCUAAAAAUGCGCCGGCGCUUGUCGGAGUAUCUGCGACUUUCUUCAGAUUUGAUGGGUUGAGGUUGGGGUCUGCAAUUGAUUAUAUCGUGUAUCAUAAGGAUUAUAUUGAUAUGAUCGGCGACAAAUGGUUAUCGGAUGCCGUCUUCACCACGGUGAAAACAAACGUUGACCUGUCACGUGUUGCUAAGGAUAGCUCAGGUGAUUUCAUGACAAAAGCUUUGUCGGAAGCUGUCAAUAUUGCUACAGUCAAUAACCUUACAGUGAGAUCUUGGCUCACGAAUGCGGGCGAUCGGAAAUCGACAUUGGUCUUCUGCGUUGACACAGAACAUGUAAGAGAACUAACCCAUACUUUUCGAACGCACGGUAUAGAUGCUCGAUACAUUACUGCGACUACAACUAGACAGAUCAGGAAUAAAGAGCUGGAGGGAUUCAAAAAUAGAGAAUUCCCCGUUCUUCUCAAUUGCGGACUCUUCACUGAGGGGACCGACAUUCCGAACAUAGACUGCGUCGUUCUUGCACGUCCUACCAGAUCAAAGGGUCUAUUGAUUCAGAUGAUCGGCCGAGGACUACGAUUACAUGAGGGGAAGAAAAACUGCCAUAUCAUCGAUAUGGUAUCGACGUUGAAUACCGGCGUCAUGUCCACUCCAACCUUGUUUGGGCUUGAUCCCGAAGAAGCUCUGGCAAAAGAGAGUGUACGAGAAAUUAGAGAAAGGAAGGAAAAUGGAGAUCCUAGUUUGCUUGAAACCUCUUCAAAUGGUGCAAAGCCGCUUACAGAUGACAACGUUGAUGUUACAUUUACGACGUACGACAGCAUUUUUGAUCUGCUCCGCGACGAAAAAACCGAUCGGCAUAUCCGUUCUCUGAGUCAUAACGCGUGGGUUCGUGUUGAUAGUGACCGGUAUAUUCUGGGUGAGAAAUCAGGAUGGAUUACAAUCGAUAAGAGUGAGGAUGUCCAAGACGGCCCAUUUGUGGUGAAAUACGUCCAGAAAAUAAAAAACGAUAUCAGCGGUAGAACGAUACUAACAAGGCCACGGGUCAUCGCGCGAGCACCAGAUCUAGAACAAGCAGCCCACGGUGCGGAUACCUUUGCGGCAAGUCAUAUGAGCUCGAAUGCCAUCCGAAUAUCAGAGGCGUGGCGACAAGCAGCUGCAACUCCCAAACAGUUGACGCUGAUGAACAGAAUGAAUAUCAGGGACCGCAUCAUCAGACCUAAGGACGUCACUAGAGGCCAGGCGGCAGAUAUGCUCAUGAAAUUACGAUUCGGCACGAAAGCUCGAUUUCAGGUUGAGCAAAAAAAGAGGAAAAAGCAGGAGAAAAUACGCGAGCAGUUUAAGAAACAUAUGAGCCAGGGUGAGAUCAAGGUCGGUCCUCUUGGAUCACAGGAAUAA